Molecule: messenger RNA, 297 nt
Organism: Staurois parvus
Lineage: Eukaryota; Metazoa; Chordata; Amphibia; Anura; Ranidae
Source: the annotation of a GenBank genome assembly
UUUGAUCUUACCUGUUCCUUGAUCCUGCCGCGCACUGUCUUCCCGGCUUCUGUAAUGGCGCUCGGCAUGACAGCCGGGUACCCAGUGCGCAUGAGCGAGAAGCACUUGCGCUUUGUGAUUGGUCCGGCGGCUUCUGGGAUCUGUCAUGUGUCCCAGGUACCGCCUUACCAUUCACAAAAAGCACCGCUUCUUGUGCAUGCGCACUUGGCACCCGGCUGUCAUGCCCAGUGCCCACACUACAGAAGCCGGAAGACAGCGCGCCGCUGGAUAGAGGAACAGGGUCCCGCUGCAGAGCUG